Messenger RNA from Aspergillus versicolor CBS 583.65, 2694 nucleotides. Its product is annotated as non-ribosomal peptide synthetase. Bases 1 to 2694 code for a protein of 897 amino acids. The record is from RefSeq and is a predicted model, not a curated record. Lineage: Eukaryota; Fungi; Ascomycota; Eurotiomycetes; Eurotiales; Aspergillaceae. The transcript has 3 exons. Gene Ontology annotation, biological process: secondary metabolic process; biosynthetic process. Gene Ontology annotation, molecular function: CoA-ligase activity.
AUGGGUCUGUCCAAUCUCACACUUCUCCUGGAGGCUGCUGCUGGCCAGGGGGGCAGCGGAAAUGUCGUCUGUUACGCCCCCCACAACACGAGACAACCCACCUUCCAUUCCUAUCAUCGCUUCCCUCGGGGCCGCGUGGUUCUCAUCCAUUUCGAUACCCACUGGGAAAACAUCCUCUGGUUUUGGGCCGUCUUGCUGGCCGGCUGUGUCCCAGCCAUGUCCACCGCGCUGUCCAACAAUCCCACGGCGCGUAUACUGCAUCUAGAGCACCUGGUUUCCCUGUUGCAGGGUCCGGGCUGUCUGACCGCCGCGUCCAAGCUGGCAGAGUUUGGAUAUCAAGACGGUAUCAUGCCUACUGCGGUCGAGUCCCUGAGCAGCGAUAUGGGCAAUGCCUCAGCUGCAGAGCUGGACAAUGUCCACCGCACCGCGGGCGCCGACGAGCUCGCGUUCUUGAUGAUUACCUCGGGCAGCACCAGCCAUGCCAAAGCCGUCAUGUUUACCCACGGCCAGGUCUUCACGGCGCUGGCCAGCAAGUACGAGGUAAUGCCGCUGCCGGAGCGCAGCUCGUUCCUGAACUGGGUUCGCUGCGACCACGUUGAAGCUAUUCUCGAAAUCCACCUUCAGGCCAUGUUCGCACGCAAAGACCAAGUGCAUGUGCAGGCGCUGGACGUCUUGUCCCAGCCCCAUGCGUUUCUCGAUAUCGUCGACCGCCACCGCGUCUCUCGCACCUUUGCGCCCAACUUCUUCCUCGCGCGCAUGCGCACCAUGCUCGAGGGCCACGGCGCUGAAGAGCCCAACCGCUGGGACCUGUCCUGUCUGCGAUACAUUGUCUCCGGCGGUGAGGCAGUGGUCAUCAAAACAGCUGCUGAUGUCGAAACCCUGCUGACGCGCUAUGGGGCACCUGCAAAGACCAUUUUCCCGGGCUUUGGCAUGACCGAGACAUGCGGCGGUGCUAUCUACAACAUGCACUUCCCUCAGUACGACACUGACCGAGGGCUGGAGUUUGCAUCCCUGGGGAAAUGUGUGCCGGGGCUCAGCAUGAGAGUCUCACGUAUCGCGGACGACCAGGCGGCAGCCGUCAUCGCUCCGCCUGGAACCGCCGGCAACCUCGAGCUGACGGGGUCCCUUAUUUUCCCCGGUUACUUCAAUAGCCCAGAAGCGAAUAGGAAGUCGUUCACGCACGAUGGCUGGUUCAGGACGGGCGACCUGGCGUCCAUCGACGACCCGCAGGAGAUCGAGACCGCACUGGAGGAGGCGGGCAAGGUCCCGGGUCUGGUCCCCGGCUUCACCUGCUGUUUGUCCGCCUUUCCCCCGAGGGGUGAGACGGAGACAGUCUGCGUGGUGUACCUGCCAGCCUAUUCUCCCGACGACACGGCCGCGCGAGUUGCAACAGCGGACGCCAUAGCCCGGAUUGCCAUGAUGGCGACAGGAUCGCGGCCCCAGGUGCUCCCUCUCGAUCAGUCCAAGCUGCAGAAAUCAGCCCUUGGCAAGCUAUGCCGCACCAAGAUCAAGACGGCCUUUGAAAAUGGCGACUACGCCUCCUAUCAAGAGGCCAACAGCAACGCCAUCAAGCUACACCGCGCCACAACGCGCGUCCACCCGGCCAGUGAGCUGGAGGAACGCCUGCUCGCACUCUUCAGAGCAUCCCUCGAGCUGCCCGAGGAGUUCGACGUGCAGUCCUCCCUGUUCGACAUUGGCAUCACCUCGGUAGACCUCAUCAGACUGAAAAAGCUCGUGGAAGAACGGCUUGGUCUCGCCCACGAAAUCCCCAUAGUCUCACUCAUGGUGAACCCAACCGUGCGCGGCCUCGCCACGGUCCUGGAAGACGGCCGAUGCAGGCGUCCAUCUGGCGAGUACAACCCAGUUGUCACGCUGCAGUCGCAGGGCGAAAAGACCCCUCUGUGGCUCGUCCACCCCGGCGUCGGCGAGGUCCUCGUCUUCCUCAAUCUGGCCAAGUUUCUUGUCGACCGGCCCGUGUACGCGCUGCGUGCGCGCGGAUUCAACGAGGGCGAGCAGCCCUUCGAGACAAUCGACCAAGUCGUCCGCACCUACCACGCCGCUAUCAAGCAGCAGCAGCCGCAAGGCCCCUACGCGAUUGCCGGCUACUCAUACGGCACAAUUUUCGCCUUUGAAAUCGGCAAGGUGCUGGAGGCGAACGGCGACAGCGUGCGCUUCCUAGGCUCCUUCAACCUCCCGCCUCAUAUCAACGCCCGUAUGCGCCAGCUGGAUUACCAGGAAUGCCUGCUGCACCUGUCGUACUUCCUCGGGCUGAUGACGGAGGACCGCGCCCGCGAACUAGCAGUGGCUCUCAAGGCGAAGGGUGCAACGCGUGAAGAGGCGCUGGCCCGGGUACUUGCGGACGCUCACCAAGCCCGCCUCGACGAACUGGGUCUCUCGCCCGCGGGCUUGACCAAGUGGGCGUCUCUGGCCUUUGCGCUGCAGCGGAUGGCGGUGGACUACGACCCCUCUGGCUCAAUCGCAGGUAUUGAUAUCUUCUACUGUAAUCCUCUGGCUGUGGCGGCGGCGUCCAAAGCGCAGUGGCGCAGUGAGCAUCUCAGUCGGUGGGAGGCAUUCUCGCGAUCGGAGCCGCGCUUCCAUGAUCUCGGGGGGGCGCAUUAUACCAUGCUGGGGCCUGAGCAUGUCUUCGGGUUCCAGAAGACGUUGAGGAGGGCGCUGGAGGCGAGGGGGAUUUAG